AUGAGCCUUGUCUUAAACACCAGUUUGGAGAGGCACGAUGGUCUGAAUGGGUUGCCAGUUGACCAUCUGGCUGGAUUUGGGAUUAGGAAUGUCACCCAGGAGCAGCCAGGAGCCGGGGACAGCGAUCUAGAUGUGAACACUGACAUCUAUUCCAAGGUGGUCGUCACUCUGCUGUACCUCGGCCUCUUCUUCCUUGGCUCACUGGGAAACUCGAUCACUCUGCACACCCUGGUCAGGAAGAAGACUUUGCAGAACUUACAGAGCACCGUGCAUUACCACCUGGCCAGCCUGGCUUUCUCGGACCUCCUCACCCUGUUCCUGUGCAUGCCCAUCGAACUCUACAACUUCAUCUGGGUGCAUCACCCCUGGGCGUUCGGAGAUGCCGUCUGCCGGGGUUACUAUUUCCUCCGGGACGCCUGUACCUACGCCACAGCGUUCAACAUCGCCAGCCUGAGCAUCGAGCGCUACUUGGCUAUCUGUCACCCUUUCAAAGCCAAGACCUUGAUGUCCACCAGUCGCACCAAGAAGCUCAUCUCCAUGAUCUGGCUCCUGUCAUUCCUGCUGGCCACCCCGAUGACAUUCACCAUGGGUGAAAAAUACGCGACCACCGUCCCUGAUCCAAAUGAUUUGAUCUGCACCACUAUUGUGGACGAAUCGACUGUCAAAACAGUCAUCCAGGUGAAUGCAUUUCUCUCCUUUGUUAUACCCAUGGUAAUCAUUUCAGUCCUGAAUACAAUCAUCGCCAAUCAGCUAAUAGCGAUGUUCAAACAAGCAGCUCAAGAUGGCCAGAUAUGCACAAUUGAAGGACAGCAGACCACACUAAGCAUGUCAGUGGAGCCAAGCCGUGUCCAGUCUCUCCGACAUGGGGUCAAAGUUCUCAACUUAGAAUGUCUUCCGGGGGCUUACCAUCACAAAGUAGACAAGCGUGUGAGACAAUUCAGCAUCCGUGAGUCAAGUUUCAGUAUGAGGAAAGUUCCAGCAAUCCUCAAGGCCAGCCUGAAAGACAAGAUAAAAGAGCUGGUAAAGAAGGAAGUGAUCAAGAAAGUAAUCAUUCCUACAGAAUGGAUCAGCUGCAUGGGAGCCACAAAACAACAUUGA
Molecule: messenger RNA, 1098 nt
Organism: Rhincodon typus (whale shark)
Lineage: Eukaryota; Metazoa; Chordata; Chondrichthyes; Orectolobiformes; Rhincodontidae
Product: neurotensin receptor 1 (high affinity)
Exons: 3
Coding region: 1-1098 (365 amino acids)
Biological process (GO): neuropeptide signaling pathway
Cellular component (GO): plasma membrane
Molecular function (GO): G protein-coupled neurotensin receptor activity
Source: RefSeq, a predicted model, not a curated record